Macadamia integrifolia is the source of this 1580-nucleotide messenger RNA. RefSeq names its product lipid phosphate phosphatase gamma-like. Bases 517 to 1191 code for a protein of 224 amino acids. Gene Ontology annotation, molecular function: dolichyldiphosphatase activity. The transcript has 2 exons. Gene Ontology annotation, cellular component: endoplasmic reticulum membrane; intracellular membrane-bounded organelle. Gene Ontology annotation, biological process: lipid biosynthetic process; protein N-linked glycosylation. NCBI's taxonomy places the organism in Eukaryota, Viridiplantae, Streptophyta, Magnoliopsida, Proteales, Proteaceae. The record is from RefSeq and is a predicted model, not a curated record.
GGUGCAUAUACAUUCAGAUGACAAAAUCAACCAUUCCUGAUUUUCAGCAGCGCUCGUUGUUCUAGACCUUAGAUUUUUGGAUUCUGGAAGAAAGUCUCUUUCUUGCUCUCUAUCUCCCUGUAAGUGAACCUAGUUUAACUGCCAAUCCCACUUUCUGGAUCUGGAGCUUUUCAAUAUUCUCUAUUACUUUGAUGAUCAACGACUUCAUCAGUUCAACUUCAAUUGCCAUUUUCGUUCUUUGAACUUCUGCAACUCCGCCUGGAUUACCUGCCAUCACACCCCUGAACCUCCAAAGAUUCCGCUGUAACCUUAUGACCGACGGACCUAAGCCUCAUACUCGUUGACACUGACCAUCUUAAUCAGUGGUUCCCCAAUUGUUCCUCUUUCUAUCUGAGAGUGACAUUGAAUUUGUCAACUAGAUCCGACCUUGUUUGCGAGAAGAAACCAAUCCACUACGCCGCUGCAAUUGCGCAGAUAGACUCACAAGCCAGUUGACCUCUCAUAGCUCCAAUACCAAUGACAACACAUCCACUAAAAGCCGUUACUCUUACCCACGUUCGCUACCGAAAGGGAGAUCAACUGGGUCACUUCCUCGCAUGGGUUUCUCUGAUCCCCGUUUUCAUUAGCAUGGGUGGCUUCAUUUCCCACUUUAUGUUUCGUCGAGAGCUUCAGGGCAUGUUCUUCGCCCUUGGCCUCCUCAUAUCUCAGUUUCUGAACGAUCUCGUUAAGGCAUCCGUGCAGCAGGCGCGGCCCGAGACAUGUGCCAUGCUUGAGAUGUGCGAUUCACAUGGUUGGCCUUCUAGUCACUCUCAGUACAUGUGCUUCUUUGCUAUAUACUUUACUUUUCUUACAUAUAGGGGAAUUGGGUUCCCAACGGAGACACAGAAGUUUAUUGUGUCUUCUAUAUCUUGGGCUACGGCCAUCCUUACCAUGUAUUCUAGGGUUUAUCUGGGCUACCACACUGUCGCACAGGUCUUUGCUGGCGCUACUCUUGGUGUUUUUCUUGGGGCGCUCUGGUACUGGGUUGUCAAUUAUCGACUUAUCUUUUAUUUCCCAGCAAUUGAAGAGAGUGCAUUUGGGAGAAUGUUCUAUGUUAAGGAUUCUUCCCACAUACCAAAUGUAAUGAAAUUUGAGUAUGACAAUGCUAGAGCUGCUCGCAAGAAUUUAGCCCAGAAGCGUGCAUCAGAUUGAACAAUAAACAAAUCUUCCAGGUUGAUCACAGAGUGAGAAUGGCUGCAAUGCUCAAACAUGACUGAACUAUGGUCUAAGAAAUUUUUGGAACUGAAUACAUUGAUUAAAGAGAUCAUUAGUCAUCUUUCUCUGAUGCAUAAUUUUAAUUAGUAGAUGCUAUUGGGAGUUGGAACAAAGGAGGAAGGAGCCAUAGCCAAAAACAGGGUGGGCGGGCUCCAUACAGUGAUCUGUAGUUGCAUGGUAUUGGUUAAUCUUUGAAUUCCUAGAACCUGGACUUGAUUCCAUUUCAAUUAUCCUUGCAAUACGUGAAUUUAAUUUCAGUUAUCCUAACCUAUCCUUGAUUAAGAUAUAUAUUUUUUAUAAAUCGCAAUUAGAUAUUACUUUGUUCA